Lactuca saligna is the source of this 1332-nucleotide messenger RNA. Lineage: Eukaryota; Viridiplantae; Streptophyta; Magnoliopsida; Asterales; Asteraceae. The record is from the annotation of a GenBank genome assembly.
AUGGGCAAAACCACGGCUCGGACACGCACCCAUGGAUCAUCGAUCGAUCCUAACCCGCAAAAGGAUACCGCCGGUCCAUCACGCAAAGCAGCCGGUAAACGAAAAAAAAGAGGAGAAGAGGGAAGCGAUCCUUCCCUUACAAAUGCUGAGAUCAAAACCUAUCGCUCCAAUCUUCGGGGUCGCGCAAUCCGGCCGACAAAAUUCUACCAUAAAAAGUCCAUGAAAAAGCUUGGGGUGCAUGAUGGUGUAUACCAUUUGUUCAUAAAACUCGGUUGGCGUGGUUUUCUUCGACUUUGUGACAGAACUUACGAGGAACCCACAAUGGAAUUUCUUAGCACAUAUGCACGAGAUGAUGACACGGAAGUCCUCACAUUCCAGUUGAAAGGGGAGCAUCAUAGACUCACAUACGAAGAGCUUGAUUCUAUCAUGGGUAUAGACGAUCCAUUCCGCAUCAGCCCCCAAAAUCAAGAGUACCAAGAUUUUCUGCGUUACCCUGAUGCAAACUUUUGGAUGCAAAUUUCCGGUCUCCCAACCUUCAACCCAAGCCGACAGCGAGCCAAGCACAUCGUUCACCCCUGUUGGCGAAUUGCUCACCGAGUCCUUACGACGAGUAUCUUCGGGCGUCUCGAGCCCGGUCAAAUCAACAGAUGUGAGCUAUUUUUCCUCCGAAGCAUGAGGCGUGCACUCUCCCUCAGUUUUUCAGGCUUCUUUUUAGACAAAUGUGACUCCAUACGCCAACGUUCCUCAGGGGAAAUUUUCAUCGGGGGACUUAUCACGAUCAUAGGUCGAGCCGUCGGCCUAGACUUCCCGGAUCCCGAGUACAUACCUGUCGACACCCCACCGAACUUCCUGCUAGAUUGUGACACUCUCAUCCGGAUGGAGAUGUUGCUCGAUCGGGGAACCCGCACGUACAGUUGGUUAGACUCUGACAAAGCCCCGGUUUACAUCCUGCCAAGUUGGAUCGGUUCUUCAUUCGAUACAGGCGACCCCGACACUUGGCUUCCUCCAGAUCAAUUGACCCAAGCAGGUGUAUUCCCAGAAUUCGGUGAUGAUGAGGGUGACGACGCAGAGCAACAAGAGGAAGAAGAUGACGAAGAGAACGACGAGAUGCCCGAAGCUGAGGAUCAUUUUGACCAGCCCUCGAUGCAGCAGCCGAUGUUUCCGCAUGAUCAAUUCCAGGCCCCUCCACAUCAUUUUGACCAGCCGCAUCAGCAGGAGGGACACGAAGUCCCACCAUAUUUCCCCCCAUGUUCUUUGACCAAUUUGCCACAAUGUUCUCCACGGUGCAACGCAUCGACGCCCAAACGCAAGAGAAUUCGAGAGCCAUCCUAG